Molecule: messenger RNA, 2520 nt
Organism: Elaeis guineensis (African oil palm)
Lineage: Eukaryota; Viridiplantae; Streptophyta; Magnoliopsida; Arecales; Arecaceae
Product: VIN3-like protein 2
Biological process (GO): vernalization response; epigenetic regulation of gene expression
Molecular function (GO): protein binding
Source: RefSeq, a predicted model, not a curated record
CCCCCCUCCCACCUCCCUCGUACUCUCUCUCGCCGCUACCCUUCUGCUCUUGGGGUCUCUUCCUCUCCCUUCUUCUCCACCCUUCUCCUUUCUCGUCUUUUGGAAACACUCCAUUCAUGAAGCUUUGAGGCCUAGCAUAAAGAAUAUCCCUUUCUCUCUCCUUUCCGCUGUGUCUCCUCAUAGAAAACCCGGUUGGAAGCGUUUCAGCCAUGGAAUCCAGCUUCUCAGGUUUUGUGAUUGAUCCUGCAAAAUGCAGUGAGUUGAGUUUAGAAGAGAAGAGAGAGUUGGUGCAUGAAAUUUCAAAGUGGGCAGACAACGCACCUGAAAUUCUUCAGUCCUGGAGUCGUCGAGAGCUUCUUCAACUCAUCUGUGCUGAAAUGGGCAAGGAGAGGAAAUAUACUGGGGUCACAAAACCUAAAAUGAUCGAACAUCUGCUUAGGCUGGUUUCCCAGAAGAAUAGAAACAGGAUUGAUGUCAAAAAAAGCAUCUCAUCAGCCACACUGAACAACCCAAAUGGAUUAAACAAGAAGAGGAAAAGAGAACCAGCACUGCAGUUUGAAACUGAUACAAAUUAUGAUCCCUUGAGGAGAAAAGAAGAGCAAGUUGACACGUUGACCUGUCAAAAUCUUGCUUGUCGAGCCACUCUUAGCUUAGAAGAUGGAUACUGUAAGCGGUGUUCCUGCUGCAUCUGUCAUUGCUAUGAUGAGAACAAGGACCCUAGUCUAUGGUUGGUUUGCAAUUCUGAUCCUCCUUACCAGCGUAAUUCAUGUGGUAUGUCCUGCCACCUGAAAUGUGCUCUUAAGCAUGAGAGGGCUGGAAUUUUGAAGAAUGGGUGUUAUCCAAAGUUGGAUGGCAGUUUUUAUUGUGCUUUCUGUGGAAAAGUCAAUUGGCUCAUAGGAAGCUGGAGAAAACAACUAGUAAUUGCCAAUGAUGCUAGGAGAGUUGACAUGUUAUGUGAUCGAUUAUCUUUGAGCCACAAAAUGCUUAAAGGAACUGAGCGUUAUAAAGAUAUGCAAAAUAUUGUGAAUACAGCUGUAAAGAAACUCAAGAAAGAAGUUGGGCCUCUAGAUAAAGUUUCUGCAGUGAUGGCGAGGGGCAUUGUCAACCGGCUUAAUUGUGGUGCUGAGGUUCAGAAGCUAUGUGCUUCUGCAGUGGAAGCAGCAGAUUCCAUGUUUUCUAGCUCAACAGAUUACUUGGCUGAUACAGAAAUAAAAGCCCCAGGAUCAGUCAGCACACAUUCCCAGGCUUUCCAAAUCCAUUUUGAAGACAUCUCUCCAUUUUCUGUAGUUGUUUCCCUUCACUCCAAAGACAAUAUGUUUGAGGAAAAUAUUAUAGGCUGCACACUGUGGCAUCGAAAAUCUGAUGUCAUGGACUAUCCAGAAGAACCCACGUGCCUUAUCCUGAGGCCAGAGACAAAGAUCAUGAUAUCAGGACUUAGCCCCUCAACGGAAUAUUCUUUCAAGGUGUCUCCUUUCAGCAGCACAAAGGAAUUUGGAAAGUGGGAGGCCAAGUGUGCGACACAGAACCUUAAUGGGAACAGUGGCCAAUCCUCCACUCAUAACUCAGAGAGCACUUAUAUUCAUGAUGAUCUUAUUUCAGAUUUGAAAAAGGAACAGGACAUGGUUGAGCUGCCUGUGAUCAUUCAAGCACAUUCACAGAAGGGUUCAACAAACUCGAGUGAUAACAACCGGGCAUCAAAACUCCCUAAGUGCAACCACAGUAACCAUCCUAAGGUUCUCCCACCAGAGGGCACGAGUGACAACAAUGACAGGCAUCUGCAACCAUUUUCAGAGACUAUACCUUUUGUUAGCUCCAAUUCUAUUCCCUUGGAAAUGCCUUGCAAAUCCGACAGGCUUAACGGUACACCAGAUUCUGCCAACAAGGAAUCUGCAGAGAGGGUGUAUGAGUACUGUGUAAAGGUAAUCAGAUGGUUGGAAUGCGAGGGGUACAUGGAGAAGGAGUUCCGUGUGAAAUUCCUCACAUGGUUCAGUUUGAAAGCGACAGCUCAAGAAAGAAGGGUGGUCAGUGCAUUCAUAGAUGUUCUGAUAGAUGAACCUGCAAGUCUGGUUGCUCAGCUGGUUGAUGCUUUCAUGGAUGGUAUAUGUAGUAAGGAGAAGCCGGUCAUACGGAAAGGCUUCUGCACCAGGUUGUGGCAUUAAUCUUGGGGUCCUACAAGUACCUAUUUAUUUAGUUUACCUUUAGGAGCCCUACAGCAACUUAUCUUCGGAACUGGGAAAUGCAAUACUGCUGUGGAACUCCAUUAGAAUUUUAAAAUAAUGAUUUCAUUUUAUUAAAUUAUUGAUGAUCAUUUUGCCUUGUAAGGAGAAUCAUCUUACUGGAAAAAGGUUUCUGCGCUAGGCCACGUUGACUUAUGUUCUUCGGGAUCUUUUUCAUGUUUCACACUAAUUGCUGCCAGAUGUGGCUAUUUGAUCAUGUAUUGAAAUUCAGAUUUAAAUGUUGCGAUGCUGAUGUGGUGCCUUUUAAUGCUAAUCCAUGGAUCACCUACUCAAUCUUUUCAGA